CGCCGUAGACGUCGUGCCAGAGGCGGUCCGUUGUCUUGGAGCCGGCAAGACGCCGUUAGGCCUCCCCCGCCGCGGUCACCAUGUCGGUGCUGGAUGCGCUUUGGGAGGACCGGGAUGUCCGCUUCGACGUGUCCUCACAACAAAUGAAAACAAGACCUGGAGAAGUCCUUAUUGAUUGUUUAGAUUCAAUUGAAGACACCAAAGGAAAUAAUGGGGAUAAAGGUAGACUCUUAGUAACAAAUUUAAGAAUUAUCUGGCGCUCUUUGGCAUUACUCAGAGUCAAUCUUUCUAUUGGUUACAACUGCAUAUUGAAUAUUACAACAAGGACUGCUAAUUCUAAAUUACGAGGCCAAACUGAAGCUCUUUAUAUACUAACAAAAUGUAACAGUACUCGUUUUGAGUUUAUAUUUACAAAUUUGGUUCCUGGAAGUCCUAGACUUUUUACUUCUGUGAUUGCAGUACACAGAGCAUAUGAAACUUCUAAAAUGUAUCGUGAUUUUAAAUUGAGAAGUGCGCUAAUUCAAAAUAAGCAACUAAGAUUACUACCACGAGAACAUGUAUAUGAUAAAAUCAAUGGAGUAUGGAAUUUAUCCAGUGAUCAGGGAAAUUUAGGAACUUUUUUUAUUACCAAUGUGAGAAUCGUGUGGCAUGCAAAUAUGAAUGACAGUUUUAAUGUCAGUAUACCAUAUCUGCAAAUUCGGUCAAUAAAGAUUAGAGAUUCAAAAUUUGGUUUAGCUCUUGUCAUAGAAAGCUCUCAGCAGAGCGGAGGAUAUGUUCUUGGCUUUAAAAUAGAUCCUGUGGAAAAACUACAAGAAUCAGUUAAGGAAAUUAAUUCACUUCACAAAGUCUAUUCUACCAGUCCUAUAUUUGGAGUGGAUUAUGAGAUGGAAGAAAAGCCACAGUCCCUUGAAGCUCUGACAGUUGAACAAAUUCAAGAUGAUGUAGAAAUAGACUCUGAUGAUCACACAGAUGCUUUUGUGGCUUAUUUUGCUGAUGGCAAUAAGCAACAAGAUCGUGAACCUGUGUUUUCAGAAGAACUGGGGCUUGCAAUAGAGAAACUGAGGGAUGGAUUCACCCUACAGGGACUUUGGGAAGUAAUGAGUUGAUCUUGAGUUGAGCUGGGUUUCUAUUUAAAGAUAUCUCAAGAUUAAAGAUACUAGUCGCCUGCUAUAAGGCAUGGCAUAGUUUUUACAUUUACAGAAAAAGCUUUUCAGAGAGUUUUUUUAAUGAUUAAGGAAAAACUCAUUUGUCGAAGAUUUUAUUGCCAGUCUUCUAAAAAUUAUAUUUGAAAUUGUAAUCAAAAUGUAUCUGGUUUGUUGUAAAUAUGUUUAUUUUGUAACUAAUACUUGUAAAUUAUUAGUCUGUGGAUAUUAAAAGACUGUAUCAUGUUGAGUUUAAUAAAGAAUUUAUGCAGCACCAUUAAAUGUUUUGAAAGUGUUAUCUAAAAGCAUAAGACUCUUCUUAUGGAGUAAUCAAAAUGCUGCUUUUUUAAUUAUAAAAAUCUGGUUUAAAUAUAUUUAUCACAUAGCUCCAAAGGUAAGCCAACUCUCAUAUAAAUUAGAAACCUUAAGCUUGUCAUUUUUAGGUAACCAUUUAUGUAAAAACUAAAAAUUUUAGCUAACUUUGGAGGAUAUCAACCCCUAUGUAAAGUUUUGGGCACUAUUUUGGAAAUAAUUUCAAUAUCGUUUUGGCAAGAAUACAUUUAUUUUGUAAGGAAAUAGUUUUAAAUAGUUUGUAAAUAAAUAGUUUAUUUGUUGACUU
This is a messenger RNA of Orcinus orca (killer whale), 1761 nucleotides long. RefSeq names its product Bardet-Biedl syndrome 5 (gene BBS5). Gene Ontology annotation, cellular component: ciliary basal body; BBSome. Gene Ontology annotation, molecular function: phosphatidylinositol-3-phosphate binding. The record is from RefSeq and is a predicted model, not a curated record. Gene Ontology annotation, biological process: cilium assembly; intracellular transport. The transcript is spliced from 12 exons. Bases 81 to 1106 code for a protein of 341 amino acids. Lineage: Eukaryota; Metazoa; Chordata; Mammalia; Artiodactyla; Delphinidae.